GGCAAACGGCACGGACAGCUUACCGUUAAGGCGGCAGAAACAAAACUGAAGCGAUUGAGCAAAAAUACCUCUCUUCAUUAUCAAAGUUGGAUAUUUUUUCCAUCAUGAAAACCUCUAAGGCAGCACCACAGAGCUCACCACAGGCAGAAUGUGGAGUUUGGUUGGACACUGUGCAGCUGAAAGCAAAGGUUAAACAGAAACACCCUCCCCGUCCUAUCUCUAAACUGCUGAAUCCUCUGGCUGAAGGAGGGGGUUACAGUUUAGCUGUAGCGCUAAACUUCACUCAAACCAAAAUGGAGAUGCCAAAGACUAAACAGAGCACCAUAUCAACUUUUUUCUCGUCUAAGCAAAGAGUUCUCCAUAAGCCAUCUUCCACUGAAGCAUCAAACCCGGAUUCAUUUCCGCCCCCGCCAGUGUCCAUCGCAACUGAACCCUCAACUGUUUCAUCUGUGAGGAAACGAACGCGGGAAAUCUGCUUUGACAAUACGGACUCAGAGGAGUGUGAUGCUGGUGUGUGCUGGGAUUUGGAAAAUGAAAAUGUUGCACAGACAGAAUCAACAACUUGGCAGAAUGAAAGAAACACAUCUUCAGCUUUAUUAAAAAGUGAUUCUGUAGAGGGCAAACCGCCUCAGUGCAAGAGGAGACUCCAAGAGGUGUCGUCUUAUGAUAAUCAGACGUCUCUGCAGCCAUGGAGUCAGGACCCUCUGCUAACCUGCAGCGAGGAAUACGUCUGCUCUGGGUCAAGUUUUCUAGGUGUUCAGAAUUCAGAACACUUUGGAAAUCUAAUAGAUGUGGAGGGAAAAACAUCAACUCAGAAACCUGCUGAAAACAGUUUCCGCAUUAAAGAGGAGAAAGAAAACAGCAGGUUACUCUCCCUUAAGUCCCCAAGUAAACAAACUUUGUCUCAUUUUGGAACUCUGUCAAAUCAUAAGCGGGCAGAAGAGAAAAACGCGUCACCACAAAAACAACCUGAGCAGUCAGGAAACAAUCGUGUAAAAGACGCACAUUUUGACUCAUUGUGGAGAAAACCAAGAAGCUCUCCUCUUAAGAAAAUGCUUAAAUUCAGGGAAGCAGAUGAAGAGAGUUUGGCUUCGUUGUUCACUCAGGACUCGGAGGGCUUCAGGGUGAUAGCACAUCGAGGUCUCCAGACCAGGAGUCCACUCAAGGAUCAGAGUAACCUGGGCACCGGCUUGGUUAGGAGCUAUGCUUCCAAGCCUUUGAUGAAGAAGGAGGAGGAGGACGAAGAGGAUGAAAUGCUCUUCACCCAAGACUCUCAGGGAAACAUGGUGAUCAAACACUGAAGCAAUGCCUCUGUGUUCAAACCAGGAGGUUGAAACAUCAUUCCUUUUAUUGAAAAAAAACAACAAAACUUUCCAAGUCAGAAUUGAUGGAUUUUAUUUUAUUUUGUUUAAAAAGUGAUUAGCAUUACAUUGAUUUAUUCUAAAAUAACCACUAGUUACACGUAUAUAUUUCUACCUGGUGCUCUAAGUUAUAUUUUAUUUUCACAAACUAAAGUGAUAAACAUAAAAAGUUCUUAGUUCCUCUACAGAAAAGUUUACUUUUUGAGCAUUUGAUUUUGAGAGUAAAGCAGCACAACCAGCUGAACUUAAUUCUGUUACUGUUCACAGCAGCUAAAUGCAAAAAGCAUCUCUUAAUACAAAUAGAAAUCAGCUUUAAUGUAUUAGAUAAGAAUAUAUGACUAAUUGAUCCUUUACUUGUUAAUAGAAAUGUUUUGAAUAAAUUUUUUUUUUAUGAUGUAAAGAGCAGAUACUUUUUUUUUUAGAAUUGAAAUGUCACUCUUGUUAUGGCACAGGUAUGUAACUAUCAUACUGUAACCUGAGCAAUUGUUUUAACAGAUUAAAGGUAUCAAACACUAAAUGAUGAUGUCCUUAUCUAUUGCAUCCCUUUUACUUUUCACACCUUUUCCACAUUCUGUGGAAACUGCAAACUUCAAUAUACUAUGUUGGAAUUAUGUAAG
Messenger RNA from Cyprinodon tularosa, 1978 nucleotides. Its product is annotated as aurora kinase A and ninein-interacting protein. Gene Ontology annotation, biological process: spindle organization. Gene Ontology annotation, cellular component: centrosome; spindle pole. Bases 105 to 1301 code for a protein of 398 amino acids. NCBI's taxonomy places the organism in Eukaryota, Metazoa, Chordata, Actinopteri, Cyprinodontiformes, Cyprinodontidae. The transcript has 4 exons. The record is from RefSeq and is a predicted model, not a curated record.